Molecule: messenger RNA, 1491 nt
Organism: Tetrapisispora phaffii CBS 4417
Lineage: Eukaryota; Fungi; Ascomycota; Saccharomycetes; Saccharomycetales; Saccharomycetaceae
Gene: HIM1
Product: Him1p
Exons: 1
Coding region: 1-1491 (496 amino acids)
Source: RefSeq, a predicted model, not a curated record
AUGACUGGAGAUCAAUCAAAUAUAGAGAUAAUUAAACACACUGAGGAAAUAAUUAAUCCUGAUGUUCCAAUUGAAAGUUCAAUUGAUCGCUUUUCUGAUAACAUACUGGUAGUUGGUUCCACCGGUUUAAUUGGUAGAAAUGUAUUAAAGUCAUUUUUUGAUACUGACUUAUAUAUAAAGCAUUCUCAAGAAUUGAAAAGGUUGAUUGCCUCAAGUGAGUAUGAUAGUACUACCAGAAUUAAAGAAGUUACCAUUAAAAAAACAGCCUAUUCUUUGACUAGAAAGAGGCAGAGCGUAGAGUUGUUUAAGAAUAAGACAAUUGUAGGACAGAAGCUAAAAGAAGUAGAACUUGAUGGAAAGACAUUUUACUUACAAUUUGAUCUUUUGAAACAAAUUAAUGAUAGUGGGGAACCAAAAGAGUCAUUUUUGAAGUCACUAACUACUAAAAAAAUGCUAGAAGCUCUUACUCAUGGUAAAGGUGUGAAGGUGACAAGUAAUUCUAAAGAGAACCAAGGUAUCUCCGUUCGUAAUGAAGAAAGUAGUAUUUUAAAGAAAGAUAAGUCUUUAUUAUUCUCCGUUAUUAACUACAAUGAAUCAGAAGGUAAUGUGAUAUUACAGCCACAAGAAUAUUCGAAUGUGGAAUGUUAUUUCAAUUUACAACAAUAUGACAGUUCACUAAUUUUUGCAUCCUCUUCUGGGGAUAUCUUAAAGAUUAACUUUGACUUAAAGUUAUAUCAUUUGUCAGCUGUUGAUUCCACAAUAUGGCCAUCUUUAUUACCAGUUCUUUUCGAUUCUAAUACUAAACUGGUACCAAAUAAAGGCUUGAUUGAAAAUAUAGAUUUAACAAAUGAAAAAUUACCAUUAUUAUCUGAGGUGAAAGUGAUGUUGAACUCACUUGGAAGUAGAAGUCACAGUCCAAAGAAUGAAACAUUUAAAAACAUUGACUAUAAAUUGAAUUUGAGUUUAAUCAACUCAUUUAAUAAUACAUCUGACAAAAAGGUGAUUAUUAUAACCUCUGUGAACAAGAAAAUAUAUACUUUUUUCUCAAGGUACUUAAAUUAUAAAAUGGUAUUAGAGGAAGACUUAAAGACUAAUUUAGACAAUAAAAUCAAUGAAUUAGUAAUUUUGAGGCCCGGUCCACUUGUCGGAACUCCAAUGACAACUAAGCUAAUUCCAGGUUUAACUGCACAUUUGAAGAGAAAUGAUUCUUCCCUGAAACAACUAAUAAACUAUAAGAGAUUCGCAUUCGACUACAAAGUUGCCCUAUUAAGAAGGAUAAAGUAUACUGGAUUUGAACCAACCUGUACUAAUAUUCUAGCUAAAACGUUUUAUAGACGUCCUGGAACAAGUUUGUUAGGUUACACGAUCCCUGCAUCGAAAGUUGCUGAAGUAAUGGUAUUUAAAGGUCUAUGCGUUGGAUUAGAAAAUGUUCAUAAGGAUACUAAAGUUGAGAUCCUGGAAAGCAAAACAAUUGACUUACUAUUAGAGUAA